Trichoderma gamsii is the source of this 1728-nucleotide messenger RNA. RefSeq lists its product as hypothetical. The coding region runs from base 1 to 1728 and encodes 575 amino acids. Gene Ontology annotation, biological process: tRNA pseudouridine synthesis; mRNA pseudouridine synthesis. Lineage: Eukaryota; Fungi; Ascomycota; Sordariomycetes; Hypocreales; Hypocreaceae. The transcript has a single exon. The record is from RefSeq and is a predicted model, not a curated record. Gene Ontology annotation, cellular component: cytoplasm; nucleus. Gene Ontology annotation, molecular function: RNA binding; pseudouridine synthase activity.
AUGGCGGACCAGGGGAACUACAACAACUGGACCAAAGCUGGUCUAAUCCAGCGGGUAAAGGAGCUGGAGAAGGAGUUGAGAGCUGCAUCAUCAUCUGCACAGAUUUCAGCAUCAAACAAUGAGAUCCCCCAAGCGGCACCCGAACAAAAAGGAGAUGAAGAGUUAUCCCAGCCGGUCAAAAAACCUAAAGCGAAGAAAAAGAUGGACCCGUCCAAAUAUUCUACCCGCUUCAUCGCCCUGAAGCUGGCAUAUCUGGGCAAAAACUUUGGCGGCUUCGAGUUCCAGGCUCAGGGCAACCAGCCGUCCAUCGAGGAGGAGUUAUGGAAUGCCCUCACCAAGGCAUGCCUCAUCUUCCCGGAAGACGAGAAUGUGGUGAACUUUGACUGCUGCGAGUAUUCCAAGUGUGGGCGGACAGAUCGCGGCGUCAGUGCCUUUGGACAAGUCAUUGGGCUGAGAGUACGGAGUAACAGGCCGUUGCCUAAGAAGCAGGCCGAGGUCGAUGAGGAGGCAGAUUUGGUGGAGGAGGAAGGGCAUGAGGUUGCUGGGGAAGAAGAGCAAGCCAAAAAGCAGAGCAAGCCAAAAGCACCUCCAAAACCAUUUGACGAUAUCCGCGAUGAGAUCCCUUACCCCCAUGUUCUCAAUCGCCUGCUGCCCAAGGAAAUCCGCAUCCUGGGCUGGUGUCCGGCACCGCCUCCUGACUUCUCCGCCCGCUUCUCAUGUCGAGAGCGCCAGUAUAGAUACUUCUUCACGCAGCCCGCCUUUGCCCCCACGCCAUCCCUCAUCGAAGACUCAGCCGUCGCAAAGAAGGGAGAGGAAGACAAAAAGCUCAUGAAGCCAGGCUGGCUGGAUAUUGAAGCCAUGCGCGACGCAGCAAAGCGUUACGAAGGCGAGCACGACUUCCGCAACCUCUGCAAGGUCGACCCGGCGAAGCAAAUCACAAACUUCAAGAGACGCAUGUUCGAGUCGGACAUUGUCGAAGUCGAGGACGCAGCAUCAGCUUUGCCGUAUCUCAAAGCCGCUGGUUUCGCCCCCGAGAACAUUGAUCUCUCUUCCGGCGAGGCAUACCCCAAAGUGUAUUACUUCCACGUCCGCGGCUCGGCCUUCCUAUGGCAUCAAAUUCGCCACAUGGUGGCCGUGCUCUUCCUCGUCGGCCAGGGCCUUGAGAAGCCCUCCCUCAUCAGCGAGCUGCUCGACACUGAGAAAAACCCACGCAGACCAAACUACGUCAUGGCCGACGAGGUGCCCCUCGUGCUCUGGGACUGCAUCUUCCCGACCGACCUCAACGACUCCAUAGCGCCGCGACGAAAAGACGACGCUCUGAAAUGGAUAUAUGUCGGCGAGGAUGGACCAAGUGGACGAUUCGGCCAAUUCGGCAUCAUGGACGACGCAUGGCAGAUGUGGCGUGGACGAAAGAUGGACGAGAUCCUCGCGGGCCAGCUGCUGCAGCACAUUUCGCAGCAAGGAAACAAUGGCACCACUGCCACGGCGGUAGGCAAAGCCGCACCCGGCAUCGCGAAUAGCACAAAGGUCUUUGAGGGAGGAAACAAUGGGAGACUGAGCGGCAAGUAUCCUGGCGUGAUGAACAUGAAGCUGCUGGAGUCGGCGGAUGAGCAGAACGACAAGUAUGCCAAGCGAAAGGGGUAUGCGGACGCGGAGGACAUGAGGGCGAAGAAAGGGAUGAAGUCGAACAAGACGGAGGAGGGCGAUGCCGUCAUGGCUGAUGAGUAG